AUGAUUGUCGUUCCGACAGGUUCAGUAUCAAUUCAUGUUUCAGUGGUCCAACAUGGAUGUUGUCAAUCUGGUUUUGAUUUGACAUAUCCUCCUCAGUUAAAUGGAAUAAUUUCUCAAGUUGAAUAUCAAGAAUCUAUUCAAAAUAUUAAUAAUGCAUUUGCUUCAAAGCUAGUUAUGCUUUUUUCAUUUCUUGUAUUACUUAUUUGUAUAAUUGCUGGAGUUGCUUUGAUUAUUAUUGGUGGAUUAACUGCAUCUGCUUCUCAUAGUUCUGGCUUUUCAGUUCUAAUGGGUAUCGGUAUAGGUGUGCUUAUUGGCAGUUUUUUAAUUGCAAUAAUUAUUAACGUUAUUCUACAAUAUCGAGAAAGACUUAAUUUACGAAGAACAAUUGCUACUGAAUCAAUGAAAUAUACAUCCAAAUCUCCAAUACCAAGUAGUUGGAGACUACAUACUAGACGAGUUUAUAGACGAGGAAAUGGGCGUAGUCGAACAAGUACACUGAUUUAUACAUUAAUUAUUGAUCUCGGAAAUCCCAGUCCAUCAAAUGUUAGCAAUAUCUCAUAUGGAUCUAAUCAAAUCUAUCCUUAUCCUCCACCAUCAGCUCCUCAAUAUAAUGUUCGACCUGCAGCAGCAUUUUGUUCUCAAUGUGGAAUCGCACGCCAAAAUCCUUCGAUGAAAUUUUGUUCAUCUUGUGGUCAAGCAUUUAAUAACUGA
Messenger RNA from Adineta ricciae, 711 nucleotides. The record is from the annotation of a GenBank genome assembly. NCBI's taxonomy places the organism in Eukaryota, Metazoa, Rotifera, Eurotatoria, Adinetida, Adinetidae.